AUGUCGUUGCUGCCAGUACUGCUGCUCUCGCCAUCGUCGAGUGGCUCGGCCUGCGGCGGCCGACGCUUCUUGUGCAUGUCCCAGCGCUCGGCGGACGACGCGCUGUUUACGAAGGAAGACGUGCUGCCUGACGACGUCGAUGACGAAGCUGGGAUCGCCGCCUUCUUAUGCGCGUCCCAUCGCUCAACGGAGUCGGCCCGGCCGGUCUUGGCCGGCAGAGACGUCGCGCUCUUGCGCGAGGAUCCGCGUCCGGGGCAGCUCCUGAUGCUGUCGGCGGAAGUGGAACGAGGGCUUGAUGAGGCUGAGGAUUCUGUGCUGGCUGACUUGGCCUUGUGCGCGUCCUACUUCUCGUCGGAGUCGGCGCUGCAGGCGUCGGGAGCAGCGCGCGGCAGCAUCUUCCACUUGGGCGGGGUCGGGAGCAGCGCCGGGAGAGCCGCGUCUCGGUGCUCGAUCUGA
Molecule: messenger RNA, 456 nt
Organism: Miscanthus lutarioriparius
Lineage: Eukaryota; Viridiplantae; Streptophyta; Magnoliopsida; Poales; Poaceae
Source: the annotation of a GenBank genome assembly